UUGGGUGGGUUCCCGCCCAAUUGGGCUACUUUAGAUUUCAUCUCGCGGGGAAAAAAUGCAUUAGGCGGGUAUAUACAUUUUGGGCUGCUUUUGCCAAUAUCUGGCGGUUUUUUAAUAAUGUGAAAACAGCACACCAAACUGUUAUUUUAUGGUUUAAAAACGGUACAAAUACAAAACUCAGUAGGCCUAUACUUCAAUAUAGGCCUACUUCACGUCGUGAUGUCACAUCAACAAACCGUUGUGCGCCGACGCAGAAGUCUGAGGCAAAAGCCCGCUCUCUCUCAACUCUGUUAGCGAAAUAAGCAUCAUGCCGAAGUGGGGGAAAUAUAAAAAACUUUAUAGAAAGGAAUGGGAGACCGACCCUGAAUUAAAAUCGUGGAUCGCGCCUGCCCCAGCAGAUGACAGCAAAGCUCGUUGCAGGUAGGCUAUUGUAACGUUGAAUUAAGAGCCCACCUCACCGGCAGUGUGUCUGCUUAUAGGUCGGAAUGAAGCGGCCACCGAUUAUUGACAGGAUGGAUACUUUAUUCUACCGGACUCGUUCGCUUCUUCACUAGACACACACCCUACCGCUCACUCUCCUCGCUCGUCCACUCACUCGCUGACGUCACUCACACACACACCUUUCUCGCGCACACACAUACGCUAUUAGGACUAACGAAAAGGCAGGUGGUUGAUGUUACCAUUGAUAGGAUGUUACUGCUGUUAAUUCUUGGGCCUGGCACUGGGAUACAGGAAGUGCAUUUUUCCACAUUUUCUGUGACAUGCACGGUCUGUGAUAAUAAAAUAGAACUUGCCAUUUGGGCUUAAUUGUUUAAUACCGUAGCGUUACCGCGUAAUCAGAAGGACGAGUCGAUAUGGUAAAAUCCCCAGGGAUGUUUAUUAUUACUCCUCAACCGGACGGAGCAUAAAACAUUGCAGCCAUUAGAAGUAACUCUUGGCGCAUAUAACACUAGAACCACAACAUGCGUUUAAUGUUUAUUCAAAAAUUAUUUUUUUCCUGUGAAAAACGUCAUUGGGCGGUUUUUUGCUGAAGUGGGCGGGUUUUGGAACGUGAUUGGGCGGAUUUAGCUCAACCAAAUCUGGCAACACUGUCCCUAUUCCCUAUAUAUUGUACAUUAUAUAGUGCACUAUAUAGGGAAUAGGGAACGAGAUUUCGAACACAGCUUGAUGUCUAUGGUUUUGAGUACAUCAUCCGGGUCCUUUCGGUACUUAUUUUCGCCCGAUUUGAAUCGGAACGGCCUUCGCAUUCAAACUUAGGCUACAAGUACGGAUAGUAUGGACAUUGGAACAACUAUGUAGAAGGCCCCUUGCCUCUAGCCAUAUAAACGGGGACAAACGCCGGAUAUAUACCAAUCAUAUUUCCAAAUCGAAUAAUAAUUUUAACGUAUAACGUAACCGUUCAAGAUUGACAGGGUGUUUCUAGGUUAAAUAUAAUAGUUAUUCAAGUACAGUAACGAAUGGCUUGUUCUUCGUUACUGUCCACCACUGGUUAAUGAUUAACACAUCAGCUAUGUGGAUGGCUAGCUAGACAGAAUUUUUUUAAAUUGUAGCUGGCUGUUACCAAAUGAAUGUGAAUGUGGAAACAUAUCCUCAGUGAAACAACAUAGUCCUAAAACAAUUUUGCACGACAAAGCAGCAUAAUACUUACGUUAAAAUUGCGUUCAGUUGAAAUUGACUUGUCGUCGUCGAUAACUUUUCCUUACUGCGUCAGUCCCGUUUUGGCGCCGAGUUUGUUCACCUCACUGACGUCAUUCAGAUGUGACGGACAGUCGGCGCAGAAGAUUUAAAAUAUAUAUAUAUAUUUUUUUUUUCCAGAGAAUCUUGAGGAUUGUUUGUGAAUUCUACGUUGUCUUAUAUGUAAUAAUAUACAUGUUUUUUUACACAAUUGCUUUGACGGUUAACCAAUCGGGAGAUCAGGAGGAAGGCCAAACAGGAAGCAGGGUAGCCCAGCAGUGAAACCCUAGAACCGCCAAAAUCACAGAUCAACCUCGUCAGAAGACAUGUCGGUGUGGCGCUGCAUGAUCUGUAUCAUUUUUGUGGCUUUUAGAUUGAAGAAUCUUCUUAGCCACAUCAAUGUCACACAUGGUCGUAAUGCAGAAUUUUGGGUUUUCUGUGGGAUUGAUGGCUGUGAGCAAGAGUUCAGAGUUUUUAACUCAUUUUAUCGUCACCUGAAACGAACGCAUCCCCUGUAUGUAACGUCUGGAUGUCCACCAUGUCAAUGAAGAACGACACCCACAUCCGCACCACCUUUAUUAGAAAACUUCGGCGUAUCGAUAUUUGGCAAUUCUAUGACUCCUUCCAUGGACAGCUCCAUGGAAUCAUCACCUGACCUUCUCGAACUUGGAACGCAGGACCCACCAGAGAUGCCUGAGGCCCAAUCAAGCAAUGCAGUAAGUUUGCAGUUGAGCCUAGUUCUGCUAUCUUGUCUAUGUGCUGGGGGAAUGUGACGUGUAGAAGUUGUUGAAUUUCAUUUAAAAACUCUAUAGAGCUCGUAAGUCGCCAUUGCUCAUGGGACCUAUAAGACCGAAAAAAAUGAAGAGAAUGGAGAGAAAGUAAUUAUUUUCUGAUCCCAGUCUUUAUAUGCCCACGUUUACACAUGUUGUUUGUGGAUUUAAAUGAUAAUUUUUCAUGCAAAGAAAACUAUAAUUUAGCGGGUAGGAGUUUGAUACGGUUAGUUUUUGUGUGGGGCGCUUUGUGGACUACAACUCCCGCUGCUCUCGACACGUAUGAUAGACGUCACCACCACUCGCAAACAGAUCCCGCUAAAUUAUAGUUUUCUUUGCAUGAAAAAUUAUCAUUUAAAUCCACAAACAACAUAUGUGUAAUCCGGGGCAUAUAAAGACUGGGAUCAGAAAAUAAUUACUUUCUCUCCAUUGACUCCCAUUCAUUGUUUUCGGUCUCAUAGGUCCCAUGAGCAAUGGCGACUUACGAGCUCUAUAGGAUCGAAGCUCUAAGCAGCUAAUAUAAGCUAUCAGUUUACACUUUCAAUAAAUGAUUUAAAAUUGACUUGCUAAGUGGGAUUUAAAUUUAAAGUCCUAUUUGGAACUACAAAUGGCCAAUAGCAUAGCCUAAGUUGUAUUUGUGCGAUUUAUCAGGGAGAAGCUACAGCUCCAACAUCUGUCACCGGGCCUGACAUUGCCAGAUCUGCAGCAGCUUUUGCCAUAAGUGUUCGUGAACAAUGCCACCUGUCACAGAGGACUGUCAACAACAUCAUCACAGGGGUACAGCAAUAUCAAGCCACUCUUCUGGAAACAUUGAGGAAUAAAAUGAGAGAAGUAUUUGAAGAACACACCGGGACAUCUCAGCUUCAAGAUGCAGCACUGGCUACAUUUGAUAAUUUCAUUGAUCCCUUCUCCACUACUACAAAUGGACUGUUUCAGAACAUUUCAGUCCAGUGAGUCCAGAAGAAGUCGUUGUCUCUCAGACAAUUUGUCGGGUCAAAAAGGGCAGUUCAAGAGUUAUGGCCAUACGAAAAAGAGGUUUUUACUAUGUGCCACUAAUUGAAAGCCUUAAGCAACUUCUUUCUGAUUCGCGAAUCUUUACCAUGUUUAAUACUGUACCACCAAGAAGCCGAGAGGGAUACUUAUAUGACUUUGUUGAUGGGGAUAUGUUCAGAAACCAUCCAUUGUAUUCUAGGAAGCCCAACGCAUUGCAAUUAAUUCUGUAUACAGAUGAGAUCGAAAUAUGCAAUCCCCUGGGUUCUUACACUAGAGCAAACAAAUUGUUAAUGGUUUAUUACAGUUUAGGUAAUAUUGAUCCCAAAUUUAGGUCUAAAUUAGCAGCAAUACGACUCCUGGCUAUUGCAAAAGCUGAAUAUGUGAAGAAGUGGGGUGUUGAUGCGGUUUUACAAAGAAUUCUGAAAGACAUGGAUUUACUCUAUAAUGGUGUUAAAAUUGAAACAAAAAACGGUGAUAUGGACUUAUAUGGUGCUGUGAUAGCUUUGUGUGGAGACACACUUGCCCAACAUGAGCUUGCUGGGUUUAAAGAAGGGGUUGGUUUUGCGUAUCGCAAGUGCAGGCACUGCGAAUGUACUUUUGAAGAUAUGCAAACAAGUUUUGAUGAGAAUGAGUUUGUCCAAAGAACUCAUGCAAAGCACAUUAGGCAAUGUUUUGAAAUAGAUAAAGCCAGCACAGAUAAUUUACAGGCCAACCUCAAAACCACUUAUGGAAUAAACAGAAGGAGCAGACUUAUUGAUUUUCCUGCAUUUGAUAUAAUCCAACAAACUCCUCAGGAUAUAAUGCACGUAAUCUUUGAAGGUGUCGCACCGAUGGAAAUUAAGCUUGUGUUAAAAAAACUUAUUUUGUCAGGAGACAUAGAAUUAGAUGCAUUCAAUUCGGCUCUUCAGAAUUUUCCUUAUUCACCUCUUGAUGUACGUGAUAAGCCUUGCCCUAUCAGUGUGACCACUUUAACUUCUAAUGACAACAAAUUGAAGCAAACAUGUGGGCAGAUGUUAAUACUUAUAAAAAUACUACCUUUUCUUUGGGGAGAUGUGGACAAUGAGUAUGUUACAUUUAUUAAUACAUUGAUUGAAAUAGUACAGAUAGUACUUGCUCCAGUAAUUUCUUUACAAACAAUAUCACAGCUCAAAAUUAUGAUCGAAAAACAUUUGAAUCAAUUCAAACACCUUUUCCCUGAGAGUAAUGUAAUACCUAAGCAGCAUUACAUGUUGCAUCUACCCAGUCAAAUCAAAUCCCUUGGUCCUUUGAUAAGAUGCAUGUGCAUGCGAUUUGAAGCAAAGCACAGUUAUUUUAAGCAGUGGGCUUCAAAAUUGAAUUUUAAAAAUGUUUGUAAGUCACUAGCUAAACAUAAUCAGUUCCUUGAGUGUUGUCAGAAUGAAAUUGGCUGUGAGCAUCCUAUUUUUGCAAAUGAGAGAGAAUUAGGGCCUAUUUCCGAGGUUGCAAAUCUACAGUACAUUCAAGCUAAAUUUAGAGACUUUUUGGGCAUGGAGAUUUCAGAGAAUGUUGUAUCAGUUAAAUGGCUCAUCCUUAAUGGAAAUAAAUACAUAAGUGGGAAGUCUUUGAUUAUCACUCACGUGGAUGAUAAUUUGCCUGUGUUUGGAUUGGUGAAAGGCAUUUUUAUGGUAAAUUCCUUUUUUAGUGCUUUUGAAACUAUACCAUAUGAAACCUUAACCUUUGACAAAGAUUUCUGUGCCUACAAAGUGACAAUUCCCGCUCUUGCCCAAGCAACGGAACUAGUGCAUGACCUCAUUGAUCAUACCUCAUAUUUCUCUGUUUCUUUCAAAGGAAGUGUGUUUGUCCCAAUAAAAUAUAAUCUAAGUGACAUAAUUGCUGACCGAAAUGGCCCUAGCACUUCAUGAGGUCAUUAUAUCUAUCAUUAUGUAAUAAUUGUUACUUGGUACAGAUUUUUUUUAUUUUUGAUUAUUUUUCAAAAAACGUUUGAGGAGUGGAAAUCCAUCCCUUUCGGGUUGUUCUUACUUUUGAAGAAAAAAUAAUAAUUUCAUUACUUGCCAAGUGGCAACAAAAUAUGAGGUGUCAUUUAACUCUGUUACCCUGUUAGCCUACUCAUGUAGUCACAUUUUGUUUCAAUGGAGAUUCCUUUGUUUGAACCUGUUGGGGAUCAAUCCCUUUGUUGUGUCUAUUACUUUUGAAUAAAAGUUGUAUUUUUCUUAAAAAAAAAUGCUGUCACUCUUAUAUCAAGCAAGUCUUUAUCACUGGAUCUAGAAACAAGUUGGGUGUGGCAGGGGGAA
Messenger RNA from Gadus chalcogrammus (walleye pollock), 5707 nucleotides. RefSeq lists its product as uncharacterized. Lineage: Eukaryota; Metazoa; Chordata; Actinopteri; Gadiformes; Gadidae. Bases 3461 to 5317 code for a protein of 618 amino acids. The transcript has 2 exons. The record is from RefSeq and is a predicted model, not a curated record.